UGGGAUGUGAAAUUAGAGGUUACAAGAUUGGUUUUUUCCUGUUCUGUGUUUGGUUUAGAUUUGAGGGUCGUGAUUGGAUUGUGCUUGUAUUCUCGGAAAACGACGGCAAUCUUGUUUUAUGAUUUUGGUUACUGACUUUUGUGCUUUUGUUGUUGUUUCAGUUUUGUUCCUGGAAGCUAUAACUAAGGACAGUCUAAUGAAACAUGACUUCUUCAGUUCAUGAGCUUUCUGAUAAGAAUGAUAGUCAUGGGAAGCAAGAAGAACGUCCUGAUUCCCAAACCCGACCACCGGUUCCUUCAGGAAGAAGUUCUGAAUCUAUUGAUGCAACCUCUGCCUACUCAGAGCCCGUGGCACAUGGGCUCUACCCGUAUCCAGAUCCUUACUACAGAAGCGUCUUUGCACAGCAACCGUACCUUCCACAUCCCUAUCCUGGGGUACAAUUGCAGUUAAUGGGAAUGCAGCAACCAGGGGUUCCAUUACAAUGUGAUGCAGUCGAGGAGCCUGUUUUUGUUAACGCAAAACAAUACCACGGUAUACUCAGGCGCAGGCAAUCCCGGGCAAAACUCGAGGCACGAAAUAGAGCCAUCAAGUCAAAGAAGCCGUACAUGCAUGAAUCUCGGCAUUUACAUGCUAUAAGACGGCCAAGAGGAUGUGGUGGCCGGUUUCUCAAUGCCAAGAAGAAAAAUGGAGAACACAAGGAGGAAGAGGAGGAGGAGGCAUCCUCUGAUGAGAACACUUCAGAAGCAAGUUCCAGCCUCCGGUCGGAGAAAUUAGCCAUUGCUGCUUCUGCUCCUAAUGGUAGAUCUUGAGUAAGGUUCCUGCUGGACAACAAACCACAGUUUAGUUUCUGUUUUUGGGUGGAUGUUUGUCUCAGAGCAUCAUCGUCUUUAGUGUUUUUGGACGUCUCUGUGUAUAGGUUAUUUGCUAGGGUUACGUUGUUUUAGUGAUUAGAAAUAAUACUGAGCAAAGAAAUGAAAAGUGUGAUUGAAAGUAUUGUUGUACCAAAAUGAUUAUUAUUUUUUUUUGGAAUAUGAACUCAUGUUUUUGGAAA
Messenger RNA from Camelina sativa (false flax), 1051 nucleotides. Lineage: Eukaryota; Viridiplantae; Streptophyta; Magnoliopsida; Brassicales; Brassicaceae. The record is from RefSeq and is a predicted model, not a curated record.